GGGCUUUUACUGUGAAAUCUUUGCCGGUUGAGCAUCCGGGUCACCAGUUAUCGAAUUUACCUGCCAUCACCUGCUAGCUAGCUGCAGCUGUAAGGAAAGAAAAGCAGUAAAAAAUGCAAACAUCUAUAGCAAAUAUCGCUGUUUUUUCGGUGUUUCAGGUUUUAUUGUCUUUCUCGGGUUUUGGAGAGGUCGUGGAAGCCUCCAGUGGGAGAGGAUUUGGCGAUAACAUCUACUGGAGGACGCUGGAAGAUGGCAAGAAAGAAGCUGAAGCCAGUGGGCUGCCGGUCAUGGUCAUCGUCCACAAGACCUGGUGUGGAGCCUGCAAAGCUCUGAAGCCCAAGUUUGCCGAAUCCAAGGAAAUCUCUGAACUGGCGCACAACUUUAUAAUGGUCAACCUGGAGGAUGAAGAGGAGCCGAAGGACGAAGCCUUCAGCCCGGACGGAGGGUACAUUCCUCGGAUUCUUUUCCUCGAYCCCAGCGGUAAAGUCCACCCGGAAAUCACCAACAAAAACGGCAACCCAAACUACAAGUACUUCUACAGCACUGCAGACCAGGUCGUGUCGAGUAUGAAGGAGGCGCAGGAGAAGCUGACGGGCGACUCCUUCCAGCAGGGCCACGUGGGAGACGAGCUGUGAGGAGGUGGAGAGGUGACUCCGGGCUUUAAAAGAAAAAAAAAGGGCUACACUUCUUCUGCCAGAGCUCCCACCAACAAGCCCUUUGAAUAUUCACACACCGUACGGUCGAAACGAGGCUCCGCCUCCGAACCAAAACCUUUCAAAACCAAUCGGAGCUCCGGUGUUUCUUUCUGCCCUGAGCUCCGCUCCUGUGUCCCGUCAUCACUUUAAGUUUCGUAUAUUUGUGAGUUAAUCCCGACUAAAAGCCAAUCGGUGUCUGUAGAGAAACAAUCAACCUGUUAGCCACGUUAGCUGCCAUCUGGUAUUAACUUCUGGUCCUUUUUUUAAGUAGUAACCAACAUCUGAAACUGAUUUUAACGCCAAUACAAAGCUCAGAAGUAGAAAUGUUUGAUCAUUUGGAAGCCUGUUUUCUUAGUGAAAUGUUAGAUUAUCUCAGGAAAUGGGGUUUGCUAAGAAAUUAAGUUAAUCUAAGAAAAUAUACUUGAUUUUUAAAGAUGUGAGGAUUAUUUUCACCACUUUUGAGGAGUUACUGUUUGUUGUAAACAUUAAAGAUAUCUUGAACAAAAAUGCAAAACCAAGAGGCCAACUAAUUUCAUCUUUGAUGCUUAAAUGUUUAUUAAACAAGUUGUUUUCAUUUUAACUGCUUCCUAAAUUUAAGUUGUUAUCUUUGUUUCUCAUAACAGUUUGUCAAAAAUGAGYUUUGUAUUAAUAAAAUGGCAAAACUGGAUUAAAUUAUUUUAAGGACAGAUGCUCGCUCUUAGUUUUACCACCUAAAGUCAUGUGCUUCCAAAGAUCCUCUACAGACCCUCUAUUUGUGAUAUUUAUCUAUGAUUUAGUUCAUGAAAACCCUGUAAUCCUGCCAUAACGUGUAUUUUCUGCUCUGCAUGUGACUUAAUGUGACUUAAUGUUCCCCCUUUUUCUUUUUCUUUUUUAACUCCUCAAAUGAGGGAAAGAAAAGUUUUGUCCUGAUGUAUUUUAUACGGCCAAAUGUGCAAAAUAAAGUUUGUUGUACGGAGUGA
Molecule: messenger RNA, 1654 nt
Organism: Austrofundulus limnaeus
Lineage: Eukaryota; Metazoa; Chordata; Actinopteri; Cyprinodontiformes; Rivulidae
Gene: txndc12
Product: thioredoxin domain containing 12 (endoplasmic reticulum)
Exons: 7
Coding region: 114-635 (173 amino acids)
Cellular component (GO): endoplasmic reticulum
Source: RefSeq, a predicted model, not a curated record